GAAAGUGAAGGUGUUGAAAAUGGGAAUGAGUCAGGGAAAAUAAGAUGUCAGGAAAAGAGUGGGUUGGUAAAAAGAGUGGGUCAUAGAAAGAAGGAUAUCAGAAAAAAAGGAAUAUUGGAGAAAGGAAAUAUUGAGGAAAAAGAAAUGUUGAAAAAAAGAGAUAUUGGAGAAAUGGGAAUGCCAGAGAAAUAG
Messenger RNA from Dentiscutata heterogama, 192 nucleotides. Lineage: Eukaryota; Fungi; Glomeromycota; Glomeromycetes; Diversisporales; Gigasporaceae. The record is from the annotation of a GenBank genome assembly.